AUGGUGGAAAAGACGUUACUCUUCGUCGAUAUACUCGACCAAUACGCUGCAUCCGGCGAGCAUUUUACACUGGAUGAGCUGUGUACCAAUUUGACCUUUGACAUUAUUGGUGCGGUGACUAUGGGGGUCAACUUAUGUGCCCAACUCGGAGAGGAUCGCCAAAGUGAAAUAGUCAAAAUUUUCAAAGAACUCGGCUCUACAUAUAACAAUCACAGGGGCAUCUGGGUCGUGACGCUAGCUAGGCUACGCCGACGAAAGCUGGCCCGCAAAUUGAAUGUCCUUCUUAGAGAUUUUAUUUCUGAGACAUUUGAAGAGGUGAAAGGAGCCUCCCAGACUAAUGCGACGGCACGUCUGCGGUCGUGCAGUAUCCUGACACUCAUCCUGCAAGAUGCAAAUGAACUGACACCAGCUAUUAUGGAUCGGACCUGUGACCAACUCAAAACUUUCCUUUUCGCGGGCCAUGAUACGACCAGUAUUCUGCUACAGUGGGCCUUAUAUGAACUCAGCCGAACUCCCAGGGCAAUGAAUGCGGUCCGGCGUGAGCUCGAUUCUAUUUUUGGAUCAGAUACCUCCCCCAGAUCUGUGGGCAAUAUCCUGCUUUCGGAGGAUGGGAAAGCCCUGCUUUCUAAAAUGCGGUACACCUCCGCUGUCAUUAAAGAAACACUCCGCCUCUACCCCCCGUCUGGGAGCGCCCGAUAUGCUGGACGAGGAUCGGGACUCACAUUGAGGCUGCCGAAUGGGAGAGUUUCCUGCGUGGACGGAUUGGUCCUAUAUAAUUGUGCGACGAUCAUUCAACGAGAUGAGACCGUGUACGGCGAGUCCAAGGACGAGUUUGCACCAGAGCGCUGGUUGCAAGAUGAUGAAUUGAAUAUGCACUUGAGUCAAAACAAAGAUCAGGAUCGCUACCGUGAGGCAAGAUUUGCCGGACCACCAAGCGCCUGGCGCCCUUUUGAACGAGGCCCACGCAAUUGCAUUGGGCAAGAACUGGCCAUGAUAGAGGCUCGUCUGAUCCUGGCGUCAGUGGUCAGGCGGUAUGACUUUGCCAAAGUGGGACUCGGGGAGAUCGCGAUGGAUGAAAAUGGGCAGCCAGCUCUUAAUUCUCAUGGCCAGUAUGAGACCAAAUCCAAGCUCUACAAUGUAAUUACAUCACCCCCUGUACCUCGACCUGCAUUUCGCAUUUUGUUGGCUGACUUCUGA
This is a messenger RNA of Aspergillus pseudoviridinutans, 1197 nucleotides long. RefSeq lists its product as uncharacterized. The coding region runs from base 1 to 1197 and encodes 398 amino acids. NCBI's taxonomy places the organism in Eukaryota, Fungi, Ascomycota, Eurotiomycetes, Eurotiales, Aspergillaceae. The record is from RefSeq and is a predicted model, not a curated record. Gene Ontology annotation, molecular function: oxidoreductase activity, acting on paired donors, with incorporation or reduction of molecular oxygen; monooxygenase activity; heme binding. The transcript has 2 exons.